UACCCUCAAAUCUCAUAACUCAUUUCAAACCAUUGUUAUUUUUCUUCUGAAUUUAGCUUGCCACCAUGACUGAUCAAGGAAGAACAACAGGAUCCUACUCAUCACAUGGAGGAUCCUAUGGAACAUCACCCUAUGACACCAACACCACCAACCAACCCUCACGCCAAACUGUGAAGUUCUUAACAGCUGCUACAAUUGGUGUUUCACUGUUGUUCUUGUCUGGACUAAUCCUUGUAGGUACUGUCAUAGGCUUAAUCAUUGCAACACCUCUUCUUGUUCUCUUCAGUCCAAUCCUAGUUCCAGCUGCUAUAGUCCUAUCACUCAUUGCUGGUGGAUUUGUGUUCUCUGGUGGUUGUGGUGUUGCUGCUAUAGCUGCAUUGUCAUGGAUAUACAAUUAUGUUUCUGGUAACCGUCCUGCUGGUACUGAUACUCUUGAUUAUGCUAAAGGGUUGAUUACUGAUAAGGCUAGGGAUGUGAAGGACAGGGCCAAGGAAUAUGGAAAUUAUGCUCAGGGUAGAGCACAAGAGGCUACACAAGGAUAUUAAUAAUGGUGGAUUGUUUCCACAUUUCUCUAUUUGCAUGUUCACUUCACUCAUUGUCACCUUCUCUGUUUGUAUCUUGUUAAUGUGUUGUGUUCUGUGUUGUUCUACUGGUUUUUAGUAUUUCCUUUGUUUUUGAAGUUAAAUAUUCGCCUUAUUUGUGUAAGCAUUAUGUUAGUUAAUAAAUCUCUUUUGUAGCUACAAUGUAUCUUGUUUAAGUCUUUAAGAUAUGUGAAUGUGAUGGAUUAAGGUUUCCUUGC
Trifolium pratense (red clover) is the source of this 799-nucleotide messenger RNA. Its product is annotated as oleosin Ara h 15.0101-like. The transcript has a single exon. Gene Ontology annotation, cellular component: monolayer-surrounded lipid storage body; membrane. Gene Ontology annotation, biological process: lipid storage. Lineage: Eukaryota; Viridiplantae; Streptophyta; Magnoliopsida; Fabales; Fabaceae. The coding region runs from base 66 to 545 and encodes 159 amino acids. The record is from RefSeq and is a predicted model, not a curated record.